CUGUUGUCCUUGCUUAAUAGGUAUCUCAUCUCGUCCUGUCGAUGUCAAUGUUGUUUUGUUGAUAUUAUUUAUUUCUCGAAGCGCUAAUUUACAAUAUUUUAUAUAAAAUUAAAUUAAUUUAUCAUUUUAAAAAAUUUCAUCUUCAUGCAAAAUGUCAGAUUUACUUGAUUCGGAAAACGUAGACAGUGGUCGUAUGUGUCGUCCCAGUUUGGCACAGGUGAAUGCAAUGGUUGAUUUUAUGGAAAAACAUCCAGACCUAGCUUCCAAGAAACUUCGCCAUGGAGUAAGCCAUCAGAAAUCUAAGAAAAGAUGGGAAGAAUUAUCUAGUAUCGCAAACUCAAUCGAUGGAUCUGUAAAAUCUACUAAAGGCUGGAUAAAGUUUUGGUCAGACAAAAGAAGGAGUAUCGUGUUGAAACAGAAGCAAAUAGAAAAAGGAAAAUCAAGUGGAUCACUUUCAGCAUUAGAGCAGAAAAUUAUAGAUUUAAGUGAGGGCAAACCCGCUACAGGAAGGAAAAAGAGAAGUGUCAAAGAAGAGCCAUGCAAUGGAGAUGACGAAAAUGGUUCACUUGAUGAUAUGUUUGACAAAGAUGAUGAAUUUGACACAUUCCCCAGUGAGUCUGAAGAACGGCAGCUAGGCAUGAUGGAAAAAUUGGUGGAUGUCAUGGGUCAACAGGCAACUGCCAUGUCGCAGGUGGCGCAGGCGUCACUUGAUAAUUCCAAAGCUCUGGGACGACUCGCAGACGCAGCACAUGUCCAAGCCCUAGCAGUCAAUCGACUUGCAAGCACGUUUGAAUCAAUCAGUUCGUCGGUACACGACAUGAGAAAUGCUUUGAUGGGCAUCGACUACACAAUGAAGAGAUGUUACGGCUCGACUGCAGCAGAACUUUAGGAUCUCUUUAAAAUCUAUAACGGAAUAAGUGAAUCUCUGAGUAUUUUAUAAAGUAUGUGUAAUCCCACCUUUAUUAUUAGAAUCGUUAUGUGAUCUUUUAAAGUCUUUUGUCAUAGUGUAUUAUAUUUAAAUGUGAUUGUAAAUAAUGAAUUGAAUUUUGUAUUAUACUUAAGUAUUAGAUAAUGAUUUUAUAUA
Molecule: messenger RNA, 1084 nt
Organism: Plodia interpunctella (Indianmeal moth)
Lineage: Eukaryota; Metazoa; Arthropoda; Insecta; Lepidoptera; Pyralidae
Exons: 6
Coding region: 152-889 (245 amino acids)
Source: RefSeq, a predicted model, not a curated record